UUUAUGGUUUUUCUUUCAAAUUACCUAACCAACCGAUAUCCAAACCUCGUAUUAAUAAUAGAAGCGAAAGAUCAGCAGAGACACCUGCCUCCCCUGUGCUGUUGUCCAUCGUGGGCUAUGGGAGAAGUUCUGUUAUUUAGGUGUAAGCUGGGUGUUUUGCAGUACACUGUUGUCAGACCGUUUACUACUAUUAUUGCUUUAAUUUGUGAACUCGUAGGCGUGUAUGAUGAAGGAAACUUCAGCUUCGACAAUGCUUGGACUUACCUGGUUAUACUUAACAACAUGUCACAGCUAUUUGCUAUGUAUUGUCUAGUGCUGUUUUAUAAAGUACUGCGUGAAGAACUGAACCCUAUCCAACCUGUUGGCAAGUUCCUUUGUGUGAAGAUGGUAGUUUUUGUUUCCUUCUGGCAAGCUGUGCUUAUUGCAUUGCUGGAUGUUAUUUCUGAGAAACACACUUGGGAAUGACAGAGCGUGGAAGCUGUGGCUACAGGCCUACAGGAUUUCAUCAUUUGCGUUGAAAUGUUCCUAGCUGCUAUUGCACAUCACUACAGUUUUUCCUAUAAACCUUAUGUUCAAGAAGCGGAAGAAGGGUCCUGCUUCGACUCCUUUCUUGCAAUGUGGGAUAUUUCUGAUAUAAGGGCAGAUAUAUCAGAACAAGUUCGAAAUGUUGGAAGGACGGUUCUGGGCCAGCCAAGAAAAAUGUUUUUUGCCGAGGAUCAUGAACAAAAUGAGCAUACAAGUUUACUAUCCUCCUCUACUCAAGACCCAAUUUCUGAUGCUUCUUCAAUGCCAUCAUCACCUAUGGGACAUU
Messenger RNA from Coturnix japonica (Japanese quail), 811 nucleotides. NCBI's taxonomy places the organism in Eukaryota, Metazoa, Chordata, Aves, Galliformes, Phasianidae. The record is from RefSeq and is a predicted model, not a curated record.